This is a messenger RNA of Astyanax mexicanus (Mexican tetra), 2286 nucleotides long. It is a transcript of the gene slc35a3a, whose product is annotated as solute carrier family 35 member A3a. Lineage: Eukaryota; Metazoa; Chordata; Actinopteri; Characiformes; Acestrorhamphidae. The record is from RefSeq and is a predicted model, not a curated record. The transcript has 8 exons. Gene Ontology annotation, biological process: pyrimidine nucleotide-sugar transmembrane transport. Gene Ontology annotation, molecular function: UDP-galactose transmembrane transporter activity. Gene Ontology annotation, cellular component: Golgi membrane. The coding region runs from base 497 to 1483 and encodes 328 amino acids.
ACUGAAUGAGGAAACAGAGCGGCAGCAGGAAGUGUCGGAUGAUGGCAGCAGCACAGCUUCAGGCGGAGAGGUGCAGAUUUAGAAGCGCUUUCUGAUUCAGCACAGCCUGAAACACAGAGGGAGAGCGGCCGGCGGAGUCCGACAACCUAUCAGCAGCGGGGAGAGAGCGGCAUGGCGGCGGGCUGUUUACUGAGAGAGCCCCGUAGCUCCAGCAGGAGAGACCGGACCCGAGACUGCUGCAGCCCGAGAGACUGAACCUCACCGUCUCCACUGCUCCUUACUGCUGCUCAGAGCUUCUCACUGCUCCGUAAAGCUCCUCAUACCUCCUUACUGCUCCUCAGAGCUCUUCACUGCUCCUCAUACAUCACCAGAGCUUCUCAGAGCUCUACUUAACUUCUGACAGCUGAGGACUUCACGUCGUUUAGCUUAUCUUUAUUAUUUUGCAGUGAGUUCAGCUCUCUUCCGGAUCCAGCAGAAACUUUGAAGUCUUCCAGUCAUGACGUCCGCCAGGUUAAAGUACCUGUCCCUGGGUGUGCUGGUGUUCCAGACCACGUCGCUGGUGCUGACCAUGCGCUACUCGCGCACCCUGCAGUCAGACGGCCCACGCUACCUGGCCUCCUCCGCCGUGGUGGUGGCUGAGCUGCUGAAGAUCCUCACCUGCAUCGGCCUCGUUUGCAAAGAGCACAGUUACAGCGUCCGAGCUCUACACAGCGUCCUCAGACAGGAGAUCCUUCACAAGCCCAUAGAGACGCUGAAACUGGCCAUUCCCUCAGGAAUCUACACUCUUCAGAACAACCUGCUCUAUGUAGCGCUGUCCAAUCUGGAUGCGGCUACGUACCAGGUGACCUACCAGCUGAAGAUCCUGACCACAGCUCUUUUCUCGGUCUCCAUGCUGGGACGCAGACUGGGUCUGUACCAGUGGCUCUCGUUGCUCAUCCUGAUGGCUGGAGUGGCUCUUGUACAGUGGCCCACAGACUCCCCGGGCACGCCUGAGAAGGAGCAGCCUGCGUCCGGUUCACCGUUUGUGGGGCUGGUGGCCGUGCUGGUGGCCUGCUGCUCCAGCGGCUUUGCCGGCGUCUACUUCGAGAAGAUUCUCAAAGAGACCAAGCAGAGUGUUUGGGUCAGGAACAUACAGCUAGGUAUGUUCGGCCUGGUGUUCGGCCUGUUUGGUAUGGUGCUGUAUGAUGGAGAGAGAGUGCGGGAGCAUGGAAUGUUCCAGGGCUACAACUCUAUCACCUGGACCGUCGUCUCCCUACAGGCUCUGGGAGGACUGGUCAUAGCUGCUGUUAUUAAGUACGCAGACAAUAUCCUUAAAGGCUUUGCCACCUCGCUCUCCAUCAUCUUGUCAACACUUAUCUCCUACUUCUGGCUACAGGACUUUGAGCCAACGAGCAUCUUUUUUCUGGGAGCAGUUUUGGUCAUAGUUGCGACGUUUCUUUACGGCUAUGAAAGUAAACCAGCAUCCAUCCCCAGCCGGGCAUAACUGGGGGAGCUGGAGACUCAGGAAGUGUGAGAUCCCGAGUUAGAGGAGAGGAAAACCAAAUGGAGAAUGGAAAAGGAGGAUUUUAACAAGAAUGAAGGAAGAGGAGGAUUGUGGGAGGAGAUGAACAGGUCCUUGUGGUGCUGAUCUGGGAUGAACGCCUUGAUGUGAGCAGAGAAUGGAGACUUUGGUGAGCUGGAGGAGCCAGAAUUACCCCCAGAUCACCUCUUGUAGUGAUAUUUUAUGCCAAAUGCUGACAUACUUGAUGGACAUGAGCGAGAGAAGCUCUCUGGAGCUGCAUCUGCUGUACACGACGGAGGUGCACAUCCUUUUAACUUUGGGAAGUGUUGGGACUUCUAUUAAAUUCUAUUUAGAACUGAAGCAGGUACUUGGGCAGCACCAGCAGUCAGGUCAAAAGGUCACCAUUAAUUCAGCCAUAUCAGCCACGCUGUGCCACACCUCAGCUGUGAUGGAUGGAGGUGUUGUCUCACAAGUGUCACCCAUCAUUUCACCAUCAAUAAAGCCUGCGUACCCCGGACGAGAACGAGAAUAGAAGUAGAAUGUUUUACUGAAACUUGAAGAAAUAUAAAGAGAAAUAAUAUGAAAUCACUGUAGGGGCGGGGCAGGGGGGGGGGGGGUGUUAUUGUUUGUAUUGAUGGGAAGAAGGAUUCCCAUUGAAUGGGAAAAGUAAUUUCUUCACAGCGGUGUCUUCACUCUGACUCAAGAAGAAGACACUUUCUGUACUGAUCAUUUGACAAUAAUCAGCCAUGUGACUCAUGCCAGUAAAAUUCUUCUUAAAAUGAAAA